Molecule: messenger RNA, 1408 nt
Organism: Ipomoea nil (Japanese morning glory)
Lineage: Eukaryota; Viridiplantae; Streptophyta; Magnoliopsida; Solanales; Convolvulaceae
Exons: 5
Coding region: 137-1201 (354 amino acids)
Biological process (GO): protein transport
Source: RefSeq, a predicted model, not a curated record
UAAUCUAAUAUUAUACACCAAAAGGUGUAAUCAGACAAGCUAAGGCUCGUUUGUUCCCCCCCGCCUACUACGUUACGUUGUCAAAGGCUAUACAACUAACAAACGAGCCGAUCGAUCGAAAUACGUACGUACAGUGAUGGGAAAGAGGAUCGACGCCUUGCUUGGAAGAAGUAGCCUCAACACCGCUAAGCUCAAAGCCACCGCAAACCUGGCCAUUUCACGCCUUGCCGUUCUUAAGAACCAGCGCCAGGCCAAGUGUUCCAUAGCCCGCUCCGAUGUGCUUCAGUUGCUCAACCUCGGCCAACACGACAGAGCUCUUCUUCGGGUUGAGCAUGUGAUGAAGGAGCAGAACAUGCUGGAUGUGUUUGUUAUAGUUGAAGGCUACUGUAAUCUGUUGACAGAAAGGGUCAACCAGUUAGAACACGAAAAGGUUUGUCCUGAUGAGUUGAAGGAAGGCAUAUCCAGUUUGAUAUUUGCAGCUACAAGGUGUGGGGAAUUCCCAGAACUUCAAGAGCUCCGUGCCAUUUUCACUGCAAAAUUUGGAAAGGAAUUCACGGCCCGGGCUGUUGAGCUCAGGAACAACUGCGGAGUCAAUCCAAAGAUGAUUCAAAAGCUGUCGACUAGGAUGCCUAGCCACGAAAACAGAUUGAAGGUCCUUAAAGAAAUCGCAAAGGAAAAUAACAUUGUUUUGCAGCUAGAGGAGACGAUGACAGAUCUUGAAGAAGCAACAAAGGAGGAAAAGGGUGUGGAAGACCGGGGGACUGCUCAUCGUAUCCCUCUUGUGUUUGAUGAAGAUGGUGCAGAAAUGGAAGUGAAGGGAAAGUACAAGGACGUGGCCGAUGCCGCCCAGGCAGCAUUUCAAUCAGCAGCUUAUGCGGCCGCAGCUGCCAGAGCUGCCGUCCAGCUUUCUCGCUCAGAAUCCGCUACUACUACUGGAUCUCAUCAUCAUCCUCCAUAUAAUACUCCCAGAUUCGUUGCAGAUAACAAAAGCUCCCAUCCAGACACUAUUAACAUCCAAACUAAUGAUGAGGAAAAAGAUAUUGUGAAUGAAGGUGGUGGAUUCAACCCCGAAACUCAACCUGCAAAAACACAAGAUAAUAAUAAUAAAAGUGCUACUGCAGAAAAUUUAAAUGAAGAUAGGAAGCCUAUCUCAAUGAGAACUAAACCCAAACAUCGCUGGUGGCAAGGAAAUGAAAAAUAAUACUUCAUCAGAUCAGAGCUCGAUCCAGUAUUUACAUAUAUACAUACAAUAUGAACAGAGUGAUCAUUGAGACGGAUUCUCUCUAGGUGGUACAUGGGGCUUAAUGUAAAAUUAGGAAACUCUUCCUUUCAUCUACUUCUGCAGGGUUGUAAUGUGUUAUCUAGGGAUUUGAAUUAAUUUAAUGUUUUUUGUUUGCCAAAAAAAAAA